Molecule: messenger RNA, 1188 nt
Organism: Chaetomium globosum CBS 148.51
Lineage: Eukaryota; Fungi; Ascomycota; Sordariomycetes; Sordariales; Chaetomiaceae
Exons: 3
Coding region: 1-1188 (395 amino acids)
Biological process (GO): cellulose catabolic process
Molecular function (GO): hydrolase activity, hydrolyzing O-glycosyl compounds
Source: RefSeq, a predicted model, not a curated record
AUGAAGUUCUCCACGUCCGCUGCCCUGGCGUUCGCCACCUUGGCCCUUGCCGCCCCGUCGCCCACGACCAAGCAGAAGCCCCGCCAAGCUGGCGGUGCCUGCGCGUCGGCCGUCACGCUCGAUGCUUCGACCAACGUCUUCAAGGAGUACACCCUGCACCCCAACAGCUUCUACCGCGCCGAGGUCGAGGCCGCCGUUGAGCAGAUCACGGACUCCAGCCUCGCGGCCAAGGCCGCCAAGGUUGCUGAUGUCGGUACCUUCUUGUGGCUCGACACCAUCGAGAACAUCGGCAAGCUCGAGCCCGCCCUCGAGGACGUUCCCUGCGAGAACAUCCUCGGUCUCGUCAUCUACGAUCUCCCGGGCCGUGACUGCGCCGCUAAGGCCUCCAACGGUGAGCUGAAGGUUGGCGAGAUCGAGAAGUACAAGACCGAGUACAUCGACAAGAUCGUCACGAUCCUCAAGGCCAACCCCAACACGGCUUUCGCGCUCGUCAUCGAGCCCGACUCGCUCCCCAACCUGGUCACCAACAUCGACCUCACCACCUGCCAGGAGAGCGCUGACGGGUACCACGAGGGUGUCGCGUACGCUCUCAAGUCGCUCAACCUCCCCAACGUCGUCAUGUACCUCGAUGCCGGCCACGGUGGCUGGCUCGGCUGGGACGCCAACCUCAAGCCCGGUGCUGAGGAGCUCGCCAAGGCCUACAAGAACGCCGGCUCGCCCUCGCAGUUCCGUGGUAUCGCCACCAACGUGGCUGGCUGGAACCAAUGGGACCUGUCCCCCGGCGAGUUCUCCGACACCUCGGACGCCAAGUACAACUCGUGCCAGAACGAGAAGACCUACAUCACCACCUUUGGCGCCGCGCUCAAGACGGCCGGCAUGCCCAACCACGCCAUCAUCGACACGGGCCGCAACGGUGUCUCGGGCCUCCGCGAGGAGUGGGGCAACUGGUGCAACGUCAAGGGCGCCGGCUUCGGCAUCCGCCCCACGGCCGACACGGGCGCCGACCUCGCCGACGCCUUCGUGUGGGUCAAGCCCGGCGGCGAGUCCGACGGCACCAGCGACACCUCGGCCGUCCGCUACGACAGCUUCUGCGGCAAGCCCGACGCCUACAACCCCAGCCCCGAGGCCGGCCAGUGGAACCAGGCCUACUUCGAGGACCUCGUCAAGAACGCCAAGCCGGCGUUCUAA